CAGGCUUGCACCACCAUGACUGCCUUAAAUUUUAUUGAUGAAGGUCACCCCUUUGCAGUGCUGGGGAUCCAACCCAGGGCCUCCCAUACGGAAACCACCCCUACUCCUAAUCCCCCACCUGCAGAAGAGGAGAAAACAGAAUCUAAUCAGGAGGUUGCUAACCCAGAACACUAUAUUAAACAUCCUCUUCAGAACAGAUGGGCGCUCUGGUUUUUUAAAAAUGAUAAAAGUAAAACGUGGCAAGCAAACCUUCGACUGAUCUCUAAGUUUGAUACUGUUGAAGACUUUUGGGCUUUAUACAACCAUAUCCAGUUGUCUAGUAAUUUAAUGCCUGGCUGUGACUACUCACUUUUUAAGGAUGGUAUUGAGCCCAUGUGGGAAGAUGAAAAAAACAAACGGGGAGGACGAUGGCUAAUCACACUGAACAAACAGCAGAGGCGAAGUGACCUGGAUCGCUUUUGGCUAGAAACACUGCUGUGCCUUAUUGGAGAGUCAUUCGAUGACUACAGUGACGAUGUGUGUGGAGCUGUUGUUAACGUCAGAGCCAAGGGCGACAAGAUAGCGAUAUGGACUACCGAGUGUGAAAACAGAGAGGCUGUUCAGCACAUAGGGAGAGUAUACAAGGAAAGGUUAGGACUUCCUCCAAAGAUAGUGAUUGGUUAUCAGUCCCAUGCUGACACAGCUACUAAGAGCGGCUCCACCACUAAAAAUAGGUUUGUUGUUUAAGAAGACACCUUCUGAGUAUUCUCAUAGGAGACUGCGUCAAGCAAUCGAGAUUUGGGAGCUGAACCAAAGCCUCUUCAAAAGCAGAGUGGACUGCAUUUAAAUUUGAUUCCAUCUAAAUGUUGCUAAGAUAUAAGAGAAGUCUCAUUCGCCUUUGUCUUGUACUUCUGUGGUUUUUUUUUUUUUUGUUUCAUUUUGUUUUUUUGCUAGAGUAUCCACUAUCCCAAUCAAAGUAUUACAGUACACAUCAUCCCCAGAAACCAUAAAUGUGUUCCUGGUUUGCUCUGUAAUAGCUUAGUAGAAUUACCAUGACAAACACAUUUUUACCCAUUCACAGUACUCAAAAAAGAGCUUGUAUUUCUCGAACAGGAAAAAAAUUGUUAUGUUCCGUUGUAUGGAGGAGCAUAUUUUGCUGGUUUGAAAGAGUAUGAUGCAGACAGUUUUCUAGAAAUUUUCUUUGUUUCUUUUUACAGCAUUAUCUUUGCUGUACUCUUGCUGGUGGCUGCUAGAUUUUAAUUUAUUUGUUUCCCUACUGGAUAACAUUAGUGAUUCUGAUUUCAGGUUUUCAUUUGCUUUGCUUUUGUUUUUUUCUCAUGUAAUAUUGGUAAAGGAUCCAGGAAUAUGACACAAAGGUGGAAUAAACAUUAAUUUUGUGCAUUCUUUGGUAAUUUUUUUUAUAACUACAAAGCUUUGCUACAAAUUUAUGCAUUUCAUUCAAAUCAGUGAUCUAUGUUUGUGUGAUUUCCUAAACACAAUUGUGGAUUAUAAAAAAAUGUAACAUCAUAAUUACAUUCCUAACUAGAAGUAGUAUGUCUGUUUUUGUAUCUUUAUGCUGUAUUUUAAUACUUUGUAUUACUUAGGUUAUUUUGCUUUGGUUAAAAAUGGCUCAAGUAGAAAAGCGGUCCCAUUCAUAUUAAGACAGUGUACAAAACUGUAAAUAAAAUGUGUACAGUGAAUUGUCUUUUAGACAUCUAGAUUUGUCCUCUUAUUUUUCCAUCUCUGUAGAAGGAAUUUGUACUUUUUAUUGCAAGGCAGUCUCUUGUGUCUUCUCUUGUAGUGUCUUCCACAUGAACAGCAUAUAUUUGGAGCACUAGUUUAUUAUGUUUACUACAAUUUUUAAUAAAUUGAAUAGGUAGUAUAUGUAUGGAAUUAAACUGAUGGCUAUCUUUGUUUUUAAUAAAGUAAGGCAUAGCUCUUCAGUAUUAGGUAAAUAAAUGUACUUCCAGUGUGUUAAAAAUUUAUUUAAUUUUUGGGAUUUUGAGAAUUGGGAUUUUGGUGCAUCACCAUGUGACUGACAUAACGGAUUAUAAAACUUGGUUGCUGAGUUGAGAUGUUCUUAUGUAAGUGUCAGAAGGAUAGGACAGGGAAAAACAGGUCGGCAUAAGCAUUAAGACUUGAAUUAGUGUUGAACAGGAUGAAAUAAAAAAACUUAAGGCAUUUA
This is a messenger RNA of Chinchilla lanigera (long-tailed chinchilla), 2164 nucleotides long. RefSeq names its product eukaryotic translation initiation factor 4E (gene Eif4e). Gene Ontology annotation, cellular component: eukaryotic translation initiation factor 4F complex; cytoplasm. Gene Ontology annotation, molecular function: translation initiation factor activity; RNA 7-methylguanosine cap binding. Lineage: Eukaryota; Metazoa; Chordata; Mammalia; Rodentia; Chinchillidae. The record is from RefSeq and is a predicted model, not a curated record. The coding region runs from base 16 to 726 and encodes 236 amino acids. The transcript has 7 exons. Gene Ontology annotation, biological process: translational initiation.